AUGUGGCAGUGGUACAGCCUGCACAAGACCCUUCAGGCCGACCCGCAAGCUGGGACCGACCAAGAGAGGAAAAUGGCCCAGAAGGCAAGCCUCCACCAGAUGCCGCCACUUCCAACUCUUCAAGAGGAGAACCAGAAUCAGAUAGAGCUUUAUUGCCAGAUGGAUCCAUUGAUGCCCACAUUGUGCAUUCUGGACACAAGUGUGCCCAAGGAGAGGCAACAAUGCCUUCUUAAGGCAACGAAGGAGGCCAAGGCAUACAAACCAUCCACCCAAACCACAGAUGACCACGAGCUGAGGGAUGAGAAGGCGGCUUAUAACAAAGCUACAAAGAGAUGCCUGUUGCUCACGUCAACGCCAACAGAGGUGCAGUGUCUGGGGCAGCUGAUCAUCACAUUUGGCAAAUACAACGGCAAAACUUUUAAAUGGCUGGUGGAAAAUGACGUUGGAUACAUUAAAUAUAUCCUUGAUUCCCACAUCAAAUUCAGCCGCCAACCUGAGAGAAGAGCCACGAAUAACGAGUGGGUUAAGGCUUACCUCCUUAAAUAUGUGCAGCUGUUUCCUCCGGUCUCCUGCCAUCUUGAAAUGUAUGUAGACAGGGCCAUUUACGGGCAGGGCCGCUUCAGGUCGUUUACAUUUCAAGAAAUGUGGCAGUGGUACAGUCUGCACAAGCGCCUUCAAGCUGACCCUCAAGCUGGAAGUGACCACGAGAGAAAGAUGGCUCAGGAGGCUUACUGCUCUGUCAGACAGUGGCUUGUCAUGAAAGAGGACGACAUCACCACUAAGUCCCUGAAGCGAUUCAGGCAGUACAUUCUUGAUAAAGAGAAACCUCAACAGGACAUAGCCCGUCCUGCAGCAACUGCCAUCUCCAGCACUGCCACUUCCAGCAACGCCACCACCAGCCCACCGCACACAGUGACUGCCACCACCUGCAGCAGACAGCACUUUCCUGCAACAAAGACACCUCGACAGGACGUAGCCAGUUCUGCAGCAACUGCCACAUCCAGCACUGCCACCUCCAGCACUGCCACCACCAGCACACCGCACACAAUGACUGCCAUCACCUGCAGCACACCGCACACAGUGACUGAUACCACCUCUAGCACACAGCGCUUGCCUGCGAAAAAGACACCUCGACAGGACAGAGCCCAUCCUGCUGCACCUGCUACCUCGAGCACUGCCACCUCCAGCACUGCCACCACCAGCACACCGCACGCAGUGACUGCCACCACCUGCAGCACGCCGCACACAGUGACUGACACCACCUCCAGCACACAGCGCUUGCCUUCGAGAAAGACAUCUCGACAUGACAGAGCCCAUCCUGCUGCACCUGCUACCUCGAGCACUGCCACCUCCAGCACUGCCACCACCAGCACACCGCACGCAGUGACAGCCACCACCUGCAGCACGCCGCACACAGUGACUGACACCACCUCUAGCACACAGCGCUUGCCUGCGAAAAAGACACCUAGACAGGACGUGGUCCUUCCUGUAAAAACUGCCACCUGCAGCUCAUCAGGGUCCAAAGGGGAUGACUUUUGGAUGGAUGAUUCUCUGCUAAUUGAAGCACUUGCUACCUUUGAAGGACAAGGGGAUGCAGGGGACAGACAAAGAGGAUUAGAAAAGGGCCAGUCAGGCACUCAGAAGCUACGCACCAUCGCACCAGCAGCUGCUCCUCCAUCAGCUACUGCUCCGGCUUCGACUCCUGCACCUGCUCCGGCUUCUGCACCAGCUCCUGGUCUUAAGACAUCUGAUGUGACCGUUGCAGAUGUAACACUUCAGCCAUGUCAGCCGGCGCUACCUGAGGUUACAUUUGAGGGCUGGCACAAAUUGUGGGAGUCUGUUGCACAUGGGCUGCCACAAGCAGAUUUAAAGUGGCUGAAGGAGGAUGAUGUCAGGGGCCUGUUCCAGAAGGCAACAUCAUACCAGGACAAACAUGGUCGUACGAAGUGGAGGAAAGUUCUAAAGGAUGACCGGAUGUGGUUUUAUCCCCCGGAAUUCCCUGGAGUGGUGGGACAGAGAGUUCCCUCGGCAGACUCUUUUUUUCACAGCAAUGUGUUUUUUUGGAGACCAGUAGGGGUGUGGCGGUACAGUCUUCGAUGUCCCAGGCCUGAGUGCCCGGCAAGUGGCAAUAAGUCUGCCUUUCUGUACCGCUGUGGUUACUCCAACACAGUCAGACAGAUCUGUGGCAUGUCUGGCUGGUACUCCAUGCUUACGGAGGUGCUGGCCUGCAAUGCGUGCAGGAAAGGUGCCAAGGAGUCAGAGGAGCAUUCCAUUGGCCGUUUCCUGUCAUGGGACUCAGGCAUCAUGGAUCAGCUCAGCCCAGCUCAUAAGGCUAUGUUCCCUGCUGUGCUAACAUUACGGCGUGGUGUGGACAAGCAGGUGAUCCGUCUAAUGAGGGACCGCACUGAGGGCAACACCAUGACCAAGGUGUGGAGACAGGUGCUGGAGAGCCACUGUGAGGAGUACCUGCAGAGGAAAGACCUCUACACCACCCUCCUCAGCCAGUACAAUGAACCCGGAAAGAUCACAAGUAAGUCAGAUUUUGUUUUUCAGUGUUGA
Molecule: messenger RNA, 2559 nt
Organism: Misgurnus anguillicaudatus (oriental weatherfish)
Lineage: Eukaryota; Metazoa; Chordata; Actinopteri; Cypriniformes; Cobitidae
Source: RefSeq, a predicted model, not a curated record